UCUUCACAGAGCCGCCAUUUUCAUUAUCCAACAAAUCCAAUCACUCUUCCUGGUCCAAUAUUUUAACGAUUGAAUGGGGGAACCAGGAACAUCAUCAGAGCAACCCUCAUCAGACAUGAAUGAACCCAAGUACAAGGGUGUACGGAGACGAAAAUGGGGGAAGUGGGUGUCGGAAAUCAGGCUGCCGAACAGCCGGGAGAGGAUAUGGUUAGGAUCCUUUGAUACAGCAGAAAAGGCGGCGCUUGCAUUCGAUGCUGCCUUGUAUUGCCUGCGCGGUCGGGAAGCAAAGUUCAACUUCCCCGAUAAUCCACCGGAUAUCGCCGGCGGCCAGUCACUUACUCCACAAGAAAUCCAAGUAGUUGCUGCGAGGUUUGCGAAUGAAAACUCAAGGAUGAUGAGGAGUCGCACUAAUACAAGCACAGGUGAGUCAUCGUCAUGGCAAAUGACGGAUCAGUACCAAUCAUCGUCGUCGGAUGGGGCAGUGCAGGUGGAAAGAGGAAAGUCGAUAGAUUGGUCGUCGAUUCUGAAUGAGUUGGACUCUAAUGAGUAUGGACUCUAUCCAGGGCUAGACAGCCAGUAUUAUCCACCACAACCAUCUGUUCUUGAUCAUGAUCAUAUUAAUGGGAAUGAUGGUGAUGAUCAAAAUGGGGAUGAGGCUUAUUCCCAGCAAUCAUUUCUUUGGGACUUUUGAUCGUUUUAUCAGGAGUUCGGCGAAUUUUAGCUGCCGGUGUCGCUGAUAUUUUUUUCUUCUACUUAAUUUACAGUAUACCACUUAGUCUGGCGGGAAUUUGAAGCCUACUACUUGUGAGAGGGAAAUGGACAAUUUUUCUGUGCCAUCUCCGGCAAAUUAUUGAGUGCUGUAGAACCAAUUAAUGGCGUACAUUUCUAGUAGCUAGGAAACCCUUUUUUUGAGGUUGCGUGCAAGUGAAAUUUCGUGCUACACAAUUCUAUUCUAGUAUAAUAAAAAUGUUACAGAGACAGACUUAUAGCUUGCUA
Molecule: messenger RNA, 996 nt
Organism: Hevea brasiliensis (rubber tree)
Lineage: Eukaryota; Viridiplantae; Streptophyta; Magnoliopsida; Malpighiales; Euphorbiaceae
Product: ethylene-responsive transcription factor ERF017
Exons: 1
Coding region: 74-691 (205 amino acids)
Biological process (GO): regulation of DNA-templated transcription
Molecular function (GO): DNA binding; DNA-binding transcription factor activity
Source: RefSeq, a predicted model, not a curated record